AUGAGUAACCCAUUUUAGAUUGUUCCAUCAGAUUCUUUCUUGAAUAUUUUAAAUCAAAAUAAUGUCUCUAUUGUAGAUGUUGAUGAAGAUUAUAGAGCUGAAUAAGAUUGGAUGUUUGAAAAUGAUUGUAAUAUUAUGGAAGAAUAGAUAUUGUAAUAAUAGCCUAUAAUGCCUGAGCGAUCAAAGGCAUUGGUUGGUGGACAAUUAUUGUAGAAAUAUAAAAAAAUCUAAGAGGAAGAUCUCUUGAAAAAAAAUAAAGAAGUUUUUUAAGCCAAUCAAUCUAAAAGCAUAUACCUUAACAAAAUUUAAUAAUUAAUAGAUAAACCCACUGCUGUAGGCAAACCUAAACAAACGUAAAUAUUUAUUAUUUUGAUAGUCGUCAAAAAGUGAUUGUUGAUAGUGACUCAUCAGAUGGAAAGAAUAGACUAGCUAAAAAUAGGGAAUCUGCUAGAAAUUCCAGAAAGAGGAAAAAGAUAUAUAUAGAAUUAUUGGAAAAUAAGGUCAAAGAAUUAACAGAACAAUUAUAAUAAUUAGAAUGCAUUGUUUAAUAAAAUAAAAUUAAAAAUAUUUAAGUAUUUAAAAAAUCAUAUUUAUAAAUAGCUUGAAACCUUUAUUGAAGACUAUCAUAGAUCAAUUACAUAACUUAAUGGUAUACCUGCUAUUCAAUAAUUACAUGAAUAAUAUGGUGCAACAUCACAAAGAAGAUGGAGUGUUUGUACUGAACUCAUAAAUCUAUUAAUUGAGACUUCUAUUCCUAUUGAAGUUAAAAAAUUGAUGGAAUCUGCUAAAAAAGGAACUGACAUGUUCAUUCAACCUCUACUUUAACAUAAUCCAUGUCUAAAUUAUAGAGAUUAUUUUAAAUAAGGAACAAUUGAUUUAGAAAUGUAUUCAUUUAUUUAAAUUGAGAGCAACAAAAAAUUUUGGUUUGGCUUAUGAUAAAAUUAGGGAAUAAGUAUUUGCUUUAGAGAGAUUGAAAUUAGAUAUCAUCUAAAUUUUAGGACCAGAUUCUUACAUAGAAUACUUAAAUUAAUAAUCAUAUUGAA
Paramecium pentaurelia is the source of this 1043-nucleotide messenger RNA. The record is from the annotation of a GenBank genome assembly. NCBI's taxonomy places the organism in Eukaryota, Ciliophora, Oligohymenophorea, Peniculida, Parameciidae.